Brugia pahangi is the source of this 207-nucleotide messenger RNA. The record is from the annotation of a GenBank genome assembly. Lineage: Eukaryota; Metazoa; Nematoda; Chromadorea; Rhabditida; Onchocercidae.
AUGCUGCUACCAUCACUGCUACAGCUGUUGCUGCGUCAAGCGCCAGCGACUAGCGGCUGUUGCAGCGACGAAUUUAAUGAAUCAAUACAACAAAUGCCCACAACGGUGAUGACAACGAAGACGAUGAUGACACGACCUAAAAUGUUGAGGAGUGCAAUAUGCCAGCUGUCGAACGGUACGUCCAUUUUGCUGCUGCAUGUCGUUUAA